AUCAGUUUUCUCUCUCUUUUUUUUUUUUUGUUUCUCUCUCUUGUUUUGGAUAAAACCCAGUUGAGAAUUUGAGUUGGUUUCAUGAGAAUUGAAGUGAAAAGUCUGGGAGAAAAUCUGGGUGAUUAUGGAAAUGGAAAUCCACUUUGUGGGAUGGAAAGGGCCUUUUUGAUUGAUUUUGUUCUUGGGUAGUGGGGAGUGUUUUUGGUGAUUUUCUUGUUCUUUUUUCUUUUCUAUGAAGAAUCCAUUUUUGGGUCUUGAAAUAUCUUUCACUUUUUGUCCUUUCGCUUGCAUUUUGGUCACUUCAAAUCUUGUGAAGUCAAGAAGUUUCUGAAAGACCCAGUUCAGAUCUCUAAAAACCCAUCUGAUUUUCUUUCCAAAUCUUUGUUCAAAGACAAACCCAAUUGAGAAAAUUGCAGAAGGCGAGAAAAUUUUCUUGUGGGUUGUUUGGAUUCGGUGACAAUGCAAGACCCAUCAACGUUUCAGCCUAUGAAAACCCAUUUUCCAGAGCAAGAACACCUCAAAUGCCCUCGCUGUGAAUCCACCAACACUAAAUUCUGCUACUACAACAACUACAAUCUCUCCCAGCCCCGCCACUUCUGCAAGAACUGCCGCCGCUACUGGACCAAGGGCGGCGCUCUCCGCAACAUUCCUGUGGGUGGCGGCAGCCGCAAGAACACCAAGCGCUCCUCCAACCCCAAACGCCCUUCUUCUUCUUCCUCUACGUCGUCGGUGUCUUCUCCGCCGGUGUCGUCCACUUCAAACGCUGCUGCUCAGAAGUCCGAGCCCUCCGGAAUCUACGUUACGGCGGCGGACCAGGACCGAAGAAUGCUCGACAUCAGCGGAAGUUUCAGCUCUCUCCUGGCCUCGAACGGCCAAUUCGGAAGCUUGUUGGAGAGUCUGAAUCCGACCGGGUCGGUUCGUGGGGUGCCGUUGAGUGCAUUUUCAGAGACGCCGAAUUCGAAUUCGGACUCGGGUCGAACUCCGGCAAUGGAGUUGCAGAGCAACGGCAAUUCAGAGAGCUUUUUGGGUAUCCAAACUGGAGAUUCAAACUGUUGGAAUGGCGGCAAUGGCUGGCCUGAUCUCGCCAUUUACACACCUGGUUCAACCUUCCAGUAGAGAGAGAACUCUCUCUUUUUUUUUUUGUUCAAUGGUGGGGGAGAUGAUGAGAAUGAAGAAGAGUUUGAAACUAAGAACCCAUGGCGAAGAAGAAGAAGAAGAGUAAGAGUAGAGAGGAUCAUCAUCAUCAUCAUCUACAACUCAGAAGCCAUAUUCUAUAUAAGGUGAUAUUUCCACAAGGCCAUUAGAUCAUCCUUUUUCUUUUUCCUUUUCUUGUUUCUGUGUGGUGUUUGUUUGUUUGUGUGAAAAGAAAAUUUUCACUAAUGUUAUGAAAAUAUUUUCUUUUUGUUCUUUUGGCAUGUAGAGAGAUGACUUUGUUAUUAUAAAGACUAUCCUUACCAUUUCAAACUCA
This is a messenger RNA of Vitis riparia (riverbank grape), 1468 nucleotides long. RefSeq names its product dof zinc finger protein DOF3.1-like. The record is from RefSeq and is a predicted model, not a curated record. The transcript has a single exon. Bases 460 to 1116 code for a protein of 218 amino acids. Gene Ontology annotation, biological process: regulation of DNA-templated transcription. NCBI's taxonomy places the organism in Eukaryota, Viridiplantae, Streptophyta, Magnoliopsida, Vitales, Vitaceae. Gene Ontology annotation, molecular function: DNA binding; DNA-binding transcription factor activity.